AACCUGACUAUCAACAUGCAAGAUGGCUGCAGAAAUUAAGAAUCCGAAUCAAGAACUCGUGAAAGGACAUGUGUUCGAAAUUGGUCCUAGAUAUACUAAUUUGCAAUAUGUGGGUGAAGGUGCAUACGGGAUGGUUGUAUCGGCUUUGGAUAACGUGACAAACUCUCGAGUUGCUGUAAAGAAAAUCUCACCGUUUGAACACCAGACCUACUGUCAGCGGACCUUAAGAGAAAUAAAAAUCCUGACCAGAUUCAAACAUGAGAAUAUAAUAAAUAUUCAAGAUAUUAUCAAAGCUAAUUCCUUAGAAGAAAUGAAAGAUGUCUAUAUAGUGCAGUGCUUAAUGGAGACGGACAUGUACAAGCUCCUGAAGACCCAGACGCUAAGCAAUGACCAUGUCUGCUACUUCCUGUACCAGAUCCUCCGCGGACUCAAGUACAUCCACUCGGCAAACGUGCUGCAUCGCGACCUUAAGCCCAGCAAUCUGCUUCUGAACACCACCUGCGAUCUCAAGAUCUGCGAUUUCGGACUUGCGAGAGUAGCGGACCCUGACCAUGAUCACACAGGAUUCCUGACAGAGUACGUGGCCACCCGAUGGUAUCGCGCUCCUGAGAUUAUGUUGAACUCAAAGGGUUAUACCAAGUCCAUCGACGUCUGGUCAGUAGGCUGCAUCUUGGCAGAGAUGCUCUCCAAUCGACCCCUGUUUCCUGGAAAGCAUUAUCUUGACCAGUUGAACUUCAUUCUUAGCGUAAUCGGCUCUCCCACUGCAGAAGAUUUAAACUGUAUCUUCAAUGAGAAGGCCCGCGGUUAUAUACAAUCGUUGCCCCAGAAGGCUAGAGUGCCCUGGACCACCAUUUUCAAAAAGGCCUCGCCAAAAGCCCUUGACCUGCUUGACAAGAUGUUGACCUUUAACCCACAGCGCCGCAUCACUGUUGAGGAGGCUUUGGCGCAUCCCUACCUGGAACAGUACUAUGACCCUGCUGACGAGCCUGUUGCUGAGGAGCCAUUCACCUUCGAGAUGGAAUUGGAUGACCUUCCUAAGGAAAGACUUAAGGAGAUGAUCUAUGAAGAGGUGCACACCCUUAUACAGAAGAACAAGCAGGCUGGGGUCAUAUAGAUGUCUCCACAGUGAAGAAGUACAACCAUAUGACCAUUUCGUUUUGUCUUCUGUCAUUCCGCGUUCAGCUGCAUCCUAGAUCUGUGCAUUACAUUCUAUAUAUAUACAGAUGUGAAGACGACAAAGCUAUUUCACAAGCUGUAUCAUCCCAAUUGGGAGUAACUGUGGCCAGAUUGUAUUUAAUCUCCAUUGAAACAUAUCUCAACAGUCGAAAAGAAGUAUUUUCGUUCUCUGUUCGUAUCAUGUAUAUUAUAUUAUUGCUAUGAAUUAUUGCAUGUUAUUGUUCUUUUGCAUAAAUUAUUCUUUGCUUAAUGUGUUUCAUGAAUCAGAAAAUCUCCUAGGUAGGACAUGGGGGUUUAAUUGGGAAUUCAAGUUAAAGUUCAUAGUACCAAAUGAAAUUGAGAUGGCAACUUUAAACUGUUAUAUUCAUAUUCUAAUUUAAUAUUUAUGUGAAAUUUUCAUUGUAGAUAUUAUGAAAGGCAUUUGUCUUAUAUCAGUUUCAUUGGUUUAUAUUCUUUUAUAAUAAAUGCUACGUGCAACAUGUCCUGAAAAGGAAAUAUACAAAAGUGAUGGCAUGAUAUACAAAUGAAUCUAUAAACUGUAGAUCAUAUAACAUGAUUCAAAAUUCUUAAUUUUCUUUUUUUUAUAAAAAAAAAUCGUUUUUAUUUCAAAUAAUGUUUUCAUUCUACAUUAUCAUGUAAAAGUUCCUACAACUGCAUAUAGCUAUAUCUUAUCCAUCUUUCCCAACAUGUCCCUUCCAUAAUGUCAGGAUAAGUGGAUUUAGCAAAGUGUCCAAACCAUUAUAUCACUGUAUUUUGUGAGACCGAAGCAAUUUACAUAAGAUUGAAAAUAAGUAGUGUUUUUUUUUCUUUUGAAAAUAAGUAGUUUUUUUUUUCUUUUGCAAGAAGUACAAAAGUACAUGUACAUUGACAGUAAAACAUUUUUGUUAUCUGAAUUGUUAUAUGACAAUUUAUUUUGUUGCAUAAUACAACAAAGUUAUUAUACUUUUAUAUAAUACUUUGGUGAACAAUUUUAUUAUUUUGCACUGAAAAGGUAAAUAUCCUUCAAUAUACUGCGAAUCAGACAUAAUAAUAUUCCAUUUGUUCAUGUCUGCAAUCCUAAUGCACAUAGACCAAUGCAGAGUAUGAUUUUUAUCUCAACAAGUCUUAAUUGCUGAAUGCAUUUUCCUAGGUUUCUGCCAUCUUUUAUCCAUGUAAAUUCUGAUGAUUUUGUUGCAUAGAAAUGCUCAGAAAUGGAAAUGACAUAGUCACGCUGAUGAUAUUACGGUUGUGUGGAUUUGUUUGUGAUUUAUUUUCGCCAUCAUUUUUAUCUUGUUAGCUCAUCUAUUUUUUGAAGAAAAAAAAUGAGCUAUUGUCAUCAUGGUCAUUAUGGCCCUCUUGUAAAUAUAAUUUUUCAAUUAGUAAGUAUCUAGCAUAUAAUUGAACCGUGCUCUGUGAAAAGGAUGUUUCAUGCAUACACAUAAAGUCUUGUCACAGAUUAGCCUGUGCAUUUUGCAGUCUGCACAGGCCAAUCAGGCACAACACUUUUUCGCUUUUAUGAUAUUUUUUGUUUAAAGAAAGUCUCUUAUUAGCAAAAAUCAAGUAUAGGCAGAAAGUGUCGUCCCUGAUUAGCCUGUGAGGACUCAGCAUGCUAAUCUUUGACGACACUUUGCGCACAUGCAUUAAACCCCUUUUGCACAGAGCACGGGCCAUUUAUAUUCCAAGGUUCCUUUCAAAAGUACAAUUGUACAAUAAUCAUGAUUCAUAUAUUGUCGUCAUAUCAAGUUAUUCUAUCCUUGAAGACAUUUUUAUGGUUUCAUGUUCUUAUAAAUAUGUAUUCUUCAAGAGAAAGCACAACACAUGUUUUUUUAUGCCCCCUGUAGGGUGGCAUAUAGCAGUUGAACUGCCCGUCAGUCUCUCCGUCCGUCCAUCAGUCCGUCCGAAAACUUUUACAUUUCCCAUAACUUUUGCAAUAUUGAAGAUAGCAACUUGAUAUUUGGCAUGCAUGUGUAUCUCAUGGAGCUUUUGAGUGGUGAAAGGUCAAGGUUAUCCGUCAAGGUCAAAGGUCAAAUAUAUGGCUUCAAAUCGGCGCAGUAGGGGGCAUUGUGUUUCUGACAAACACAUCUCUUGUUUUGUGUAAAAAUAAUAAAGCUUAUUAUAAUACGAUGUCUUCAAAUGUAAAUAAAUAUCCAAUUGAAUAGCCAAUUUAAAUAAUCUCUAGUUGAAAUAUGAUACUGAACUGAAAAAGUAUCUUGACCCUUUUUGCAUAUUGUUUUAUAAUUGUCAGUUUUGAACGUAUAUUUAAAUGCUCUCGCAGAAUUUAAGACAUUUAGCAAUACACUUGAAAUGUCCAUCUGUUUGUACUUAUGUAUGUAUGUUCCCAAGCCUUUGUUUUGAACUCCUCUUUUACUAAUUGGUGAAUCGUGCUUAAAUGUUAAAGGGGCCUUUUCACUUUUGGGUAAAUUGACAAAAUUGAAAAAAGUUGUUUCAGAUUCGCAAAUUUUCGCUUUAGUUAUGAAAUUUGUGAGGAAACAGUAAUACUGAACAUUUACCAUGCUCUAAAAUAACCAUUUUAUGCAUCUUUUGACGAUUUAAAACCCCAAAAAUUAUAAAGCGUUGCAACGCGAAACAAAUACUGAUGACAGAGAGAUCUGUCGUUGUCGUUAUAUUCUGUGAAACUACGAGGAUUGCUUAUAUAAAGUAUAAAAUACAUCAGAUAUUGUGUUCGGAAGGAUUGCCAUGUGGUCUAAGUGGGUAUUACUUUUACUCCAGGACUCCAGAGGUCAGUGGUUCGAGCCCUGCUGCAGGUUACCUUUUUUUCUUUUUUUAAAUUUUAUUCUUGAUUUUUUACUGGAGCUUUUUAUAUCUUAUGUUCACAUUUAUCAAUAUAAAGCAUUUUAUGACAAACGUCAAAACAUGCCAAAAUCUGUGAAAAGGCCCCUUUAACACUUGAAUGACUGUAAUGUGUGGUGUAUUGUAUAGAAAGGAAUUUUCACUACCAAGGAGUUUUGGUAGAAUUGUGGCACUUUUUCUGUUUUUCCAUUAAAGAAUAUAUGAUCCUGUAAAGCUCUUCAAACACUGUGUGGAUGAUGCUAAAACUUUCACAUUUUUGAAUGAGCGUAAAGUUUAGACUAUCUUAAAAAAAAGAAUUUUGGCUGGGACCAAUUUUGGCAAAAUUAUGACUUGUCUUUUUUUUCAAUAAGGAAUAUAUAGUCCUAAAAUAUAAUUGCUUGUUUUCAGGUUUUCAACUAAUGGUUGGAACGUACUCGUUUUUCACAGUCUAAUUUCUUGAAUAUUUACAUGAUCAUACAUGUUAUGCAACCAGCUUUUGCAAAAUUUGGGCCCAUUGUUUACGGCAGAAUAUAUGGUGGAUUCAGUUUUUAGGCUCUAUGUUUUGGCAACAGUUUGUUUGUUUUACAUGUGUUCAUUUGCCAUUGCCCAAAGAAGUGCAAUAUAAAGUGAAGUGCUUCAAAUAGACGAUCUAAAUAAAAAUGAUCUUGUUACUGAAAUCAAUCAGUUGGAUGUGUUACAUGAUGUCUACAAUAUUUGUUUGUUACACUAAUGUUAUGUUAUGCUUCCAUAUUUUGGGAGACAUUAGCAUUGCUCUUGUUAGUUAAAUUGUAUUUAUGUACGCUCAUGCCGAAGCUAUUAUUUUCAACUCUUUGUUUACUACUGGGUGCAUUGGCUUUCACAGUGAACAUUGUUUAAAUGCUCCUAAAAAAGGAAUUUAGGCUGCGCUUAGUUUUAGGACAAUAAUGGCCCUUGUCUGUAAUUUUAAUACAAAAGCUUGUGCAUUCAACUCCUGCUCAUACUUUCACUUUUGAACGACCUUAAUAUGUAGAUGAUUGUUAAGGAAGGAAUCGAGGAUGGAAUGGGUUUUUGCAGGUUUAUGAACCUUUGUUUUUCUUCAUAGAAUAUGAAGUCUCAAAAUGUUGUGUUUUCAACUGCAAUUUAAGAAAUGGGUGGAUCCUGUUGAAACUUACACAGUAAAAUGAUCUUAACUCGUAGAUUACUGUUAAGCAAGAAAUUUUGGGUGCUCCUGUGGCAGAAUUAAAGCGUGUUUUUUUUCAAUAUAUUUUCAAAAUUAAAACUCCUGUUUAACCUAUUGCACAGUUGUAUAUUUUUGUGUAGCUGAUCAUAUUUAAAGGAAUUUUGACUCCUAAAAGUUCUGUCCCAAUUAUGACCCCUUUGUUUUUCUGCUAUGAAAUACAUACUUGCUAGAACUUUGUGACUUUAACUCCUCUAGGUAUUGGGCCGGUUUUGCUCAGACUUUAAAGCUGAGUUAUCUUGAUGUGUACAUGACAGUUAUGAAAGGAAUUCUUUCUCAAAAUGUUUUUGCUGAAUUAUGGCCCUUUGUCUUAAUGUGCUCUGUAGAAUAUAUAGUGGAUUUGUCUUCGUUGAAACAUGUGUUGUGGAGUAAUCACUGUUUGUGACUUUUUUAUAUUUGAUUGUUCUCUAUUGAUUGAUUUCUUACAGGUUCAUUGCAUUUUUUGAUAAACACUAUUUUGUUUGGACCAAUUUGUACCAGUAUGCCCCCAAGGGCCAGUUUUAUAAAUUUGCUUAUUUUAAAAACGUGAACACAAAUGAAUUAAACGAUUAAAUAACUAAAUACAAAUGGUGAUGAUGGAUACAAUUGUUAAGUGUGCUUUAUAUUUGCUCAUGUUGCUGUAUGUACAUUUCUUCAUUGUACAUUUACACUUACAAUCUAGAAGUUUUAUACAAAUUAAACUUAAAUGAUUUUUUUUUAUUUCUCAUAAUGGCUUUGCUUUUUGCGUCAGAAAUGUUAAAUUAUUGUUUUGUGAUUUGAGGUUUUGUCCUUGAUGCUGUUUGCAUGCAUUUAUAUAUAGAAUGGGAGUUUUUAUAAAGAUAAUUAUUAUCAGACUUUGUUAUUGUUUAUUUUCUGACAUGUACUUCAUUUACUCUUAAUUGUGUUAUAGUGUUUCAUGGCUUAAUUGACGAUUUUGAAUUGUCUUGUGUAGUUUUAUUUAUAACAGUAAACUUGGCUGCGUACUAUAUCAUAAAUCUGCUUAUUACCGGAAUUUUUGGUGUUUACAUUUUGUGAUUGGAAUAUUUUCUGAAUUCUGAAGUAAUACAAAUUUAAUAUCAACAUGAAAUAUUUCCUGGAGGUAAUAGUGCAAAGCAGAUCAACAGUGACAUGGCUUAUAGAGAUGUCAGUGUAUUCUCUGUAAUACAUACAGUGACAUGGCUUAUAGAGAUGUCAGUGUAUUCUCUGUAAUACAUACAGUGACAUGGCUUAUAGAGAUGUCAGUGUAUUCUCUGUAAUACAUACUUACAACGUAGAACAAUCAUGUCUACAAUUUUCAUUCUCCAUUGGCCUGUAAAACAAAUUACUAGUAAGCAUAACAUUUAGAUUAGCUGUAGUUAAUAGUGUAAGCCAAUGUCAUAGUUAUUUCAUGUUAUUGUUCAUUUCACUUAGUCCAUUAAUGUAUAAAACCAAUAUUUUCAUUACAAACAUAUUAACAACUUUUCUAUUACACUUUACAGUUUCUUUGUUUGAAAAUCAAGUUUCAUUUUUUUACUAGAAUACAUUAGAAACUAGAGUCAAGUCCUUUAUAUUGGGUGCUACAUUUGAUCCCAUUUUGUACACAAUCUAAAGUUGUCAUCACUAUGGUAAUGCGUAAUGCCAGAUAUUUAAUCUUUUUAUUUUAAGCAAAUUGAUGUCAGUUGUUCAAGGGUCUAGCAGGUCACAACAAUGUUAAAGUCUGACAAAAAUGUUGUUCCUUGUUAUUUAGUGGCAUUAUUAGUAUCAAGAUUAAACAACAUCCUUUGCAAAGACCAGCAAUCCUUUUAAUUUUGUAUUAGACAUUCAUAAAUGUUUCUUUAUUCACAUGUAAUUCCAUAGUUAAUUCCAUUUUACUGGUACAUGUUUGCUGAUUAAGUUGGACAAUUCUUGAUGAACAUUCACUCUUCAUGUAGUAUUGUGGGUGAUGGCUAGAUAUUUAAUAAAUUGUCAUUUAGAGGACAUGGGUUAUUUUUUUGCAAUUCAAACAUGUGGAUUUCAAGCAAAGUGAAUUACUCAUUAUUAAUAUUUCAUAAAUCAAGUAAAUUUUGGGUUGAGAGCUAUUCAUGUUUUAUUUAUAUUUUGUGGCAAUAACAACACAUUAGCUGGCAUUAGGAGCUAAAGCAUGACAACUUAGUGACACAUUUUUGUAUAGUAUUUUGAUCAAAUUAUUGAUAAACCCUCUGUUUAAUAGUUACAAGAUGUCAAGUUAAUAUGGUAUGGGCCAUUUUCAUGAUAUUUUCAACAGAAUAUAGUGCGUAUUUUCAAUCGAAAUUAAAUUAACCUAUAUUUUUAAGUAGUAUAUUCUUUUUAUUCACCUAUGUUGUAUUUAAUCCAUUUACUUCAGUCUACUGUAAUAGAAUUAAGUUGUUAUUGUAAACUUACUCAACGUCAGAAGCCAAAGUUUGUUGUUUAAACUUUGAUUUGUAUGUAUUGUUCUAAGUGCUACUCUUUAUUAAAUUUUAUUAUCAA
Messenger RNA from Dreissena polymorpha, 7606 nucleotides. Its product is annotated as mitogen-activated protein kinase 1-like. Gene Ontology annotation, molecular function: ATP binding; MAP kinase activity. Gene Ontology annotation, cellular component: cytoplasm; nucleus. Gene Ontology annotation, biological process: protein phosphorylation; intracellular signal transduction. The record is from RefSeq and is a predicted model, not a curated record. The coding region runs from base 23 to 1114 and encodes 363 amino acids. The transcript has 9 exons. Lineage: Eukaryota; Metazoa; Mollusca; Bivalvia; Myida; Dreissenidae.